Leptinotarsa decemlineata (Colorado potato beetle) is the source of this 1930-nucleotide messenger RNA. It is a transcript of the gene sav, whose product is annotated as scaffold protein salvador. Gene Ontology annotation, biological process: negative regulation of cell population proliferation; hippo signaling; positive regulation of apoptotic process. The record is from RefSeq and is a predicted model, not a curated record. Gene Ontology annotation, molecular function: molecular adaptor activity; protein binding. NCBI's taxonomy places the organism in Eukaryota, Metazoa, Arthropoda, Insecta, Coleoptera, Chrysomelidae. Gene Ontology annotation, cellular component: cytosol.
AAUAUUGAAAUGACAGUCCAGUAUAUGACAUUUCGUAAACAAUGAAAAUUCAUGUUCAAAAAUCUAACCGAAUCUUUGCUAUAAUUUGUUAAAUUGUACUCAAAAUGACAAUUUUUUUAUAUUAUCUACUCAACGCAUUAGAGAAGACAUAAUACGAAUAUAUAUAAAAAGAGUCAAAUAGCACAUGACUCAGUUUCCUAGAAUUCGUCAUUGUUUGAGGAAAUUUGAACCACUAGUGCCAUAUUGAGAGAUGUCCCAGUGCUAUUACUGAUACCAUAUUAGUCUAUGAAAUGUUGUCACGAAAAAAUAAAGAUUUACGAACAAUCAAGGAAGGGGUUGUAGGAAAAUAUGUCAAGAAAGACACCCCUCCAGAGAUGCCAAUUAUCAACGUGUGGACAACAGAGCCAAAGAGACGUUAUUCGAAUCAAAAUAGAUCGUCAAUAACCCCUAACGGAGCUGUACCUGCUUCAUCUCAAAAUACUGUUCAGAAAUUUGGCAACCAGAAAACGUUAAUCAGCGACGUUGGCUUGGGAGCACAUGAAGGGAAGUACACGCCAAGUGCCUCAGUUCCAGAUUUAGCUACGAGAUUUGCUAAUCUCUCUGUUGGAGUGUCCUCGGAAAACAAUGCAGCAUUGACAGCCAACUUCAACCAUAUAAGCGUGAAUUCUCCCCAACCCAUUUACAUCAAUCAUCCCCUGGGAAGUUCCUAUAACGAUAACUUGGCUAGCAAUGCCAACUACGUAGAAAUAGACCAGAUUUAUCCCCUAACUCAAGAAAAUACCAGCCCUUAUAGAGACUCGGGGUAUAACCGCACAAACUCCCCUAUUUACCAAAACACAAGUAAAAACUCAGUCGCCGGGCCUGGCCAAGACAUCACCCCCAUAUAUAGCAACACAAACUUUGAACAGUUCAGAGACCCGAAUCAAAAUACCUCCUAUGCAGAUUCCUUGGCACAUCAGUCGAGGCUGAGUUUGAGGAGGACGGAAAACACCCAAGAACAAUCUGAGGAGUUGCCGCUUCCUCCUGGUUGGUCUGUCGACUAUACCUUGCGUGGGAGAAAGUAUUACAUUGACCACAACACGAAAACAACGCACUGGUCGCACCCCCUUGAGAGGGAGGGUCUUCCAACCGGUUGGCAGUGUAUUCAGUCUCCCGUGUAUGGAGUUUAUUAUGUCAACCACAUUACAAGGCGUGCCCAGUACGAACACCCUUGCCUAGUGCCAUGUUUCAAUUACACUCCAGAGUCAUACCAGAGGUACAUCCCGCCAAAACCUACCCAUUAUCAGCCUCAUAGCGUUCUAGUUCCUGCUAAUCCUUACCUGCUGGAGGAAAUCCCGCAUUGGCUGAAUGUAUACUUCAAGACUAGUCCCGAACUGGACCACAAAUUAAGGUGGGACAUGUUCCGCCUGUCAGAGCUGGAAUGCUACAACGCGAUGCUCACGAGGUUGUACAAACAAGAGUUGCAAAAUAUUGUUAUGAGAUAUGAAUCUUACAGAUCUGCGCUUAUGGUGGAAAUGGAGAAAUUUGGAGUCGGUCGGAACAAUACCUGAAGCUGUGAGGGACUGCUGGAGAAUGUUCCGGCUAUUCAAAACCAAUUCUGGGCUAGUAUUUAGAAUUUGAGGAGUUCUUUUAUGUUUUGAAAAAGACGCGAUGAAGAAAAUUUCAAUUUUUUUAACGUUCAUUGUGAAAACUAUGAACCGAUAUAUAUACAAUUUCUAUGUGCUAGCUUCUGAAUUCGAUAUCAGAAAUGUGAUUACUAAGUUUAAUAACUUAUUUCAAACUGUCUGCUCUUCCGUUUCCUUCGUAUUUUCCUCGACUUUGUGGAUGUGAAAUCCUUGGAUCCUGUACACGUUCGGGUUUUUGAUCCCUAGUGUUUUGGCCCACUGAUAUGCUGCAAAAAUUAUUUUUAAUAUAGACUGCUUUAUUUUUA